AUGGCAAGCCGCAGCGGCGCAGCCCUUGUGGCAGGGACAGCUGCCACGCUCUCGCUCAAGGUGGCGUUCGGCCUUCCCUCGCAUGAUGGCGUGUACGUCCAGCCGCUCUUCCAGACCGGUCUCGUCUUUUCAGCAAUGGCAUUGUUGGUGCCUGUCCAUUACAUCGUGACGUGUAAUGGCGACCGAGCAACGAUCGAGAAAGGGGCCUUCUGGCGUCUCUGCCGUCCGGCCGUGAUUGACGUGCUUGCGACGGCGCUCGCGAUGGCCGGUCUCUUGUACCUCGCGCCCAGCACGCACAAGCUCCUCCAGUACAGCGUCAUGCCGAUCGUCGCCUUGCUCAAGUGGCUUCUCAAGAGAGACGACGCGCCCGCACUCGCGACGCGCGGCCUGGGACUCUACCUUGUCGCGCUGAUGUGCAUCGUCGUCGGAACCAUUUGUAGCGCACCGAUCGAGUCUUCCGCCAUUGUGCGCGGCCUUUUGUUCCUCGGCGCCAGCUGCAUUGUGCAAAGCGUUCUCUUCCUUGUCGACGCCGACGCGUCCGAGCCGCUGCCCGCGCUCCUUGCUAUUGGCGUCCAAGGGCUCUGGGGCUGUCUCUUUCUGACCCUUCUCGUCUUCCCCGCGGCCUACUGCAUGCCGACCAGCUCGGGGCUCCAUGAAAACGUCUUCAACACGGCGCAAGUCGUUGCCACCAAUUCGGACCUUCUCGCGUCUGCGCUCGUAACCCUAUUCUCGACGACCACCUUUCACGUCGUCGCUGUCCGCGUGCUCGAAGACGACGUCGACGAGGUGCACGGGUACUUGCUCGCGAUGAGCUUGGCGCCGAGCGUGUGGAUCGUCGGCAUUUUGCUGCAGUACAGCACCAGCCUUCCGGUCGACGAGCCGUGGACUGGCGUUGCGAGCAUGGUGCAGCUCUGCGGCAUGGCACUCCUCCUCUACGCGACGACCUUGAUUCAUAACGAUGCACCCGAGCUGCCUGUCGGCGUCGGGCACCGAGUGUUUGCCUACUCGUCGAGCAGCGCCACCGAGCCCCACCUCGCGCAGCGCCUCAUCGCGUACGGCUCGUUCAAGGCCGCGGACCACAAGACCCGUGGCUCGUUCGUGAUAUAAAUGAGACACCGUAUCUUGCGAGUGGAGCGUACACGGAGCGAAUAAUUACAGGAGUUCGAGACGCUAAGCACUUGUCAGCACGCUGCCUCGGCAGCGGUCUUGUCCUC
Molecule: messenger RNA, 1214 nt
Organism: Saprolegnia parasitica CBS 223.65
Lineage: Eukaryota; Oomycota; Saprolegniomycetes; Saprolegniales; Saprolegniaceae
Exons: 3
Coding region: 1-1107 (368 amino acids)
Cellular component (GO): membrane
Source: RefSeq, a predicted model, not a curated record